UGCAAAAAACGGGACGGCACAGUUUGCUGGUCGCACAACAUACGGGUCUAUCCGGGACUCCAGAACGUGGCCGACAUCGGCCGAGUGGCGGCCCACACAUCCCACACCUACUUUAUACCGGAGAACUAUGUAAAACACAAAUGGGACGCGUUUGACAUAGGCAUGCUCAAACUGAACGAGCCCAUCCAGUUCGCGAACAGCACCGGACACAGGGCUGUUAACGGUGUGUGUCUGCCACGUAAGGCGGUGUACAACCGGUACGAAGAGUACGCCGUGAUGGCCGGUUUUGGUAAACUAAACAACGGGGGUGAUUCUGGUGGUCCAUUGAUACAGUACGUGGACGGUGUGGCUGUACUGAUCGGUAUAUCCAGGGGUGUGGAGCCCAUACCAACCGCUCAUUGUGUUGUUCAAGAUCCCAAUAAGCGAGCAUGGUUCACCAGGGUGUCGCUUAAAAUUGACUGGAUCAUUGGCACGGUGGCUAAUUUUAGUACUCCAUAAUAUAUAAUGAGCUAAUCAUUGUACAAUGGCUAAUAAUUUACAUUUUAAAAUUAUUUAAUGUGUG
Medioppia subpectinata is the source of this 562-nucleotide messenger RNA. The record is from the annotation of a GenBank genome assembly. Lineage: Eukaryota; Metazoa; Arthropoda; Arachnida; Sarcoptiformes; Oppiidae.